CUGACAAUUCAGACCCAAAACUGUGAACGGCGUGGAAAUUUUGUGAUGUGGUGAGAGGAAGUGAUGUUUUCAUCCUGAGAAAUGUGAAGUGAGAGAGGACAACCUAGGAGGACAAACAGGACACGUCGCGGAGAAUCAUCUGUCCAUGUCGUCCGAAAGCAUCUCGCCGCCACCUUCGUCCCCUCAGCUGGCGUCUCCCCCGACUCCCUCGCCGCCGCCCGCCCCGCCCGACGCCCUUCGCGGGCAGUCGAUCGACGCCCCGCCCGGCGGCUCCGUCCACGCCGUCUCCUUCCUGCUCCAGAUCGGACUCACCCGGGAGCCGCUGACCCUGCACGCCCCCGACCUCUCGUUGUCGGCCGUCAUCGAGCUCAUCUGCGCCGUCGUCGAUCACAAGUUCCCACAAUGCGGGUUGCUGGGAAUGCGCGACAAGAUCUUGCUCUUCCGCCACGACCUCAACUCGGACAACAUCCUUCAGCGGGUCACCGCCGCCGAGGAGAUUCACGAAGGCGACCUGGUUGAGGCGGUCCUGUCGGGUCAGCGGGCGUCCAUCGCUGUUCAUCUCCAUUUCUUCACUCUGGCGUCGUCUGACGACUUUCGGAUCGGCCCUCACGCGCUCUACGUGCACUCGUACCGCGCGCCCGCCUUCUGCGAUCACUGUGGCCAGAUGCUGUGGGGGCUCGUGCGCCAGGGACUCAAAUGUGACGGUUGUGGUUUAAACUUCCACAAGCGUUGUGCGUUGAAGGUUCCAAACAACUGCAGCGGAUUCAGGAAGAGACGAGUCUCCAACGUCUCCCUGAGCGGCGGACCCGCUUCCCUGGCGCGCCCGCCUUCUUUAGACUUCCUCAAAAGUAACUGCAGCCAGCAGGAUGAGCAGCGUUCCCCGCCGGGCGGCGGGAAGCGGGAAUCCCUGCUGAGCUGCCGUCCCGCCUGGAUGGAGAGGACGGUCCCGGGCCGGGUCAAGCUGCCCCACACGUUCUCCGUGCACACGUACACGCGACCCACCGUGUGUCAGCACUGCAAGCGUCUGCUCAAGGGUCUCUUCAGACAAGGCCUGCAGUGCAAAGAUUGUAAAUUCAACUGCCACAAGAGAUGCGUAGCCAAAGUUCCUCGAAACUGCAUGGGGGAGCUCCACUUUAAUGGCGGAACAUCCAGUCCCACCCUGGACGCCGAGUCCACAAUGGAGGUGGACAACAGUGACGCUCGCGUAAACGGACGACAGGGCGCCGACGAGCAGGACCGAGCGGCCAUGUUGGAAGCCGGCGACAUCUUCAAUGACGGAUCCUGCAAAGAUGCCGAGAAGGACGAGGACAAAGACGACGAGAAGGAGGAUGACGCAGAGCGAGCCAUCAGCCCGUCCACCAGCAGCAACAUCCCUCUGAUGCGAGUGGUUCAGUCCAUUAAGAACGCAAAACGGAGAAGCUCCACUGUGGUCAAAGAAGGCUGGAUGGUCCACUACAGUAGUCACGACAACAUGAGGAAGAGACACUUCUGGCGUCUGGACUGCAAAAAUUUGACCCUCUUCCAGAACCACAGUGGAGCCAAGUUCUACAAGGAGCUGUCGUUGUCGGAGAUCCUGCGGGUAGAAGCGUCACGGGAAGUCGUCGGUCCGACAGCGGGCAGCAACGCUCCGUGCUUCCGCUUGGUCCUGACGUCCGGCGCCGUCUACUACGUGGGCGAGGACGAUGGCGGCGCGGCUCAGGAAACGGGCCGCAGCUGGGAGAAGGCCAUCUGCCGGGCCAUGAUGCCCAUCACGCCCAAGUCCAGCCUGGCCACCGGACAGGGAUGGGAACACAAAGAGCUGACCAUCAGCAUAUCGGUUUGUAACUCGCACAUCCAAGAGAACGUGGAUAUUAGCUCCGUCUAUCAAAUCUUUUCUGAGGACGUUCUCGGCUCAGGACAGUUUGGCAUCGUGUAUGGAGGCCAACACAGGAAGAGCGGUCGAAAUGUGGCCAUCAAGAUCAUCGACAAGAUGAGAUUCCCCACCAAGCAGGAGAGCCAGCUGCGGAACGAGGUGGCCAUCUUGCAGAACCUGAAGCACCCCGGCAUCGUAAACCUGGACUGUAUGUUCGAGACCCCCGAGCAGGUGUUUGUGGUCAUGGAGAAGCUCCACGGUGACAUGUUAGAGAUGAUCUUGUCCAGCGAAAAGAGUCGCCUGCCGGAGCGUCUCACCAAGUUCUUGGUGACGCAGAUCCUGGUGGCCCUCAGGCAUCUUCACUUCAAAAACAUCGUCCACUGCGACCUGAAGCCCGAAAACGUCCUGCUGGCGUCGGCUGACCCUUUGCCUCAGGUGAAGCUGUGCGACUUUGGCUUCGCCCGCAUCAUCGGCGAGAAGUCCUUCCGCCGCUCCGUGGUGGGCACGCCGGCCUACCUGGCGCCGGAGGUACUUCGCAGCAAAGGCUACAACCGCUCGCUGGACAUGUGGUCGGUUGGCGUCAUCGUCUACGUCAGCCUGAGCGGGACCUUCCCGUUCAACGAGGACGAGGACAUCAACGACCAGAUCCAGAACGCCGCCUUCAUGUACCCGGCCAGUCCUUGGAAGGAGAUCUCUGAGGAUGCGAUAGACCUGAUCAACAACCUGCUGCAGGUGAAGAUGAGGAAGCGCUACAGCGUGGACAAAUCUCUCAGUCACCCGUGGCUGCAGGACUUCGACACGUGGAUGGACCUUCGGGAGCUGGAGACGCGACACGGCGAUCGUUACAUCACGCAUCAGAGUGACGACGCGCGCUGGGAGGAUUUCGCUGAGCAAAGAGGACUGCAGGGCACGCUUUGCGCCUCGGCCUCGUCACCCCAGCCGGACCGUGUGGAUCGGGACUCGUAGUGG
Messenger RNA from Syngnathoides biaculeatus (alligator pipefish), 2821 nucleotides. Its product is annotated as serine/threonine-protein kinase D3-like. The coding region runs from base 146 to 2818 and encodes 890 amino acids. NCBI's taxonomy places the organism in Eukaryota, Metazoa, Chordata, Actinopteri, Syngnathiformes, Syngnathidae. Gene Ontology annotation, molecular function: protein serine/threonine kinase activity; ATP binding. The transcript has 18 exons. The record is from RefSeq and is a predicted model, not a curated record. Gene Ontology annotation, biological process: protein phosphorylation.